Messenger RNA from Vollenhovia emeryi, 580 nucleotides. RefSeq lists its product as uncharacterized. The record is from RefSeq and is a predicted model, not a curated record. NCBI's taxonomy places the organism in Eukaryota, Metazoa, Arthropoda, Insecta, Hymenoptera, Formicidae. The coding region runs from base 1 to 534 and encodes 177 amino acids. The transcript has 3 exons.
AUGUCUGCAACGAGAACUUUAACUGGCAAGCCAGACGUUCGCGGAGUAAAAUCUGCAGUGACCACAUCGAAAUAUCGCCAAGAUGCGCAGAUACCAAAGGGGCAAAAAGAAAAAACGGAGCAAAAAAUAACACCUACGAUUAUACAUAUAACAAUACAAGCUGCACCGGACAAAAUUCGUACUGAAAAAAAGAGAUCGAAACGAAAGCUCGCACCUGAUACGGGGAGUGUCGCUUGCGUAAGAGACUCUUCGACAGAUAUUCCGGAUAAAGAUGAAAGAAAACCCGAUCGACGCGAGAAGAUACGUCGUGUGAUUUUCCCGGAAAUGCGCGGAGGCAUACUAUAUUCCAGAUGUUGGUGCUUGCAUAGAGACGGCCUCCAAGAUCAUUGUCCCUUGUCGCAAUGUCAAGGGCAACCGGAAUGUCUAGUUAAACCGUGGGCUGCCUGUCCUCCAGGAAAAUUUGUCAGGUCACGUCAUCCAGAAUUGUAUCCAAAAGCAUCUGACGCCAGUUACAAACAAUAUGAGUCUCUUUAAAAAAAAUUGAAAAGUAGAAAAAGGAAAAAAUAGAUAUCGAAAUCCU